UAACCUCGAGGCCUGAAGUGGGAGCCAGUGAUCAUCACUUUAGGCCUAUCCACUCUAGAUUACAGAUUCUGAAGGAGGAGCUUCGAAGGUUUAGGAGUCUGCUGGGCUAGGGACCAGGGCUACAAACCCUGGUGACCCAGCCUGUCUCACUCUUUGCGAAGGGCUAAGCUCGGAAUCUGAUGGUAGAGCCUCCAAAUAUGUAAUAGUUUAAAGGAUUUUGUGAAGGAGUAGAGCCCUCUGGAAGAGUUUCCUUGAGGCGACUUCUGGACUAAUCUGAGCUAGCCUACCCCAGUGCCAAGCUGCAGAAGCGCAGAUCUGAGAUACUAGACAGCUUCAAAACUAUGACCAAGGAACUUCUGAGACAAGAACAUUUACCCCAGGUUCUUCAGAGAAAUGACCCCCAACAGGUCACUGAUAGAACGUUUUUCAUUGAUAGUUCCAACCAGAGUUUGAAGACCAUCCCGUCAGAGAUUUUGGCAUUAAAAGAAUUAGAAGAAGUGCAUCUGGAGAAUAACCACAUUACAGAAAUUCCCCAGGGCAUUCAGCAUUUACAGAAUAUCAAGGUCCUCUACCUGCACAACAAUGGCCUGCAAAAUCUAUGCCAGGAGCUGGGGGCGCUGAGCAGCUUGGAAUCGCUGGACCUGAGCGGCAACCCGCUGGUCGUCUCCUCGCUGCAGGUCAUUAGCCGCCUCCGCACCCUUCGGGAGCUGCGGCUCUAUGGUACCGGCCUGACCGAGAUUCCCACGGGCAUCUGCAAAUCCCUGCAUCACCUGGAGCUGUUCGGUCUGUCAGAGAACUUCCUGGAGACGCUGCCCAAGGAAAUCGUGAACCAGACCAAGCUCAGGGAGAUCUACUUAAAGCAGAAUCACUUCGAGGUUUUCCCUUGCGACCUCUGUGUUCUCUGCAACCUGGAGGUGAUCGAUUUGGACGACAAUAAGCUGAAGAGCAUCCCGGAAGAUAUCGGGCGCCUGGUGAGGCUGCAGAAGUUCUACGUGGCGUCUAACCACCUGAUGAAUCUACCUGAGUCUCUGGGCCAGUGCUGCAAGCUGUCGGUGCUGGAUUUGACACACAACUCUAUCCACUCCCUGCCAUCCACCCUGGAGCUUCUCACCGAGCUCACGGAGGUGGGGCUGAGCGGGAACCGGCUGGAGAAGGUGCCGCGCCUCCUCUGCAGCUGGGCGUCGCUGCACCUCCUAUACCUGCGCAACACCAGCCUGCACGGGCUGCGGCGCUCCUUCAAGCGCCUGGUCAACCUACGCUUCCUGGACCUCAGCCAGAAUCAAAUAGACCACUUUCCCGUGCAGAUCUGCGCGCUCAAGAACCUGGAGAUCCUGGCGCUGGAUGAUAACAAAGUGAAGCAGUUACCACUGACUAUAGGCUUGCUUUCAAAACUGAAGAUACUCGGGCUCACAGGAAAUGACUUUUCGUCCUUCCCAGAGGAAAUCUUUUCUUUAGCAUCUCUAGAGAAACUAUAUAUCGGACAAGACCAGGGAUCCAAGCUUUCCUCUUUGCCAGAAAACAUCAAGAAACUGACGAAUCUUAAGGAACUAUACAUAGAGAACAACAAACUGGAACAACUGCCAGCAUCCUUGGGGUUAAUGCCAAAUCUGGAAGUUCUUGACUGCCGGCAUAAUCGUCUUAAGCAACUCCCAGAUGCCAUUUGCCAUACUCGAGAUUUGAGAGAGCUGCUGCUGGAAGACAACUUACUCACCCGCCUCCCGGAGAACCUCGAUCACCUGGUGAAUCUUAAGGUCCUGACACUGAUGAACAACCCCAUGAUAGACCCUCCCAUGAUAGUGUGUAACGAAGGCAACGUAGCCAUAUGGAAACACCUGAAGGAAAACAGAAUUAGGAAAGUGAUGGCCACAAAGAUUCAGGCGUGGUGGCGUGGAAUCAUGGUCCGCAAAGGAUAUGGAUCUUAUGAAGAGCUAGUAAAAGCCCGAAAAAAAGGAAAGUCCCCUCCAAAAGAUAAGAAAGGAAAAAAUGCUGCAAAGGGAAAACCUGCAAAAAAGAGCAAAAAAUAAUUAUGUAAAUGAAUGAAUGAAAAUAGAGAUUACUAACAGAGCAGAAAGCACCAUGUCAAGGGACCAGACAACAGCCACAUGAAAAUUACCCAUGAAAUUAAUUUUGUAAUAAUAAAAGAGUCUUAUUUUACUGAAA
Arvicanthis niloticus (Nile rat) is the source of this 2160-nucleotide messenger RNA. RefSeq names its product leucine rich repeats and IQ motif containing 4 (gene Lrriq4). Gene Ontology annotation, molecular function: protein binding. Lineage: Eukaryota; Metazoa; Chordata; Mammalia; Rodentia; Muridae. The record is from RefSeq and is a predicted model, not a curated record.